AUGGCUCUGUCACCUUCCGCGAAGAACAUUCUAUCCUGGGCCGCCGUUGCCAUCGUGGGUGCUGCUGUGCCCCUGGGCCUGUCUUUGCUGCAAGUGUCCAUGUGCGACAUCCACGAAGAGGCUUUGCUGCAGCACGAGCAGUCCAACAAGUUGAGAGAAGAAAUUAAAAACAUUCAAAGAAAACAAAUCUAA
Molecule: messenger RNA, 192 nt
Organism: Eimeria tenella
Lineage: Eukaryota; Apicomplexa; Conoidasida; Eucoccidiorida; Eimeriidae
Exons: 2
Coding region: 1-192 (63 amino acids)
Source: RefSeq, a predicted model, not a curated record